UCUCCGCGCUCGCUCGCUCGCUCACACUCGGCUUCCCCGCCCUUAUCCUGAGGCCAGCCAGCACCCGGUCGUUCCGUGCGCCACCACCGCAGGUCGCCACAAACCCCGUGCUCGAUCAGCCGCGGCGCAGGCAGGAUGGUCAGCGAGCAAGCGCCGGCGGCGGAGGUGGAGAAGACCGAGGCAGCGGCGCCCGCGGAGAGCGAGGAGCCCAAGGCAGAGCAGCAGGCGGCGGACGAGGCGCCGGUCGUCGAGGACGUCAAGGAGGACGAGGACGAUGACGAUGAAGACGACGACGACGACGACGACGCUGAUGAAGGUGAGCUCGGUGCAGGGGCAACCGUGGGCUCCAGGCAGAGCCGGAGCGAGAAGAAGAGCCGCAAGGCCAUGAUGAAGCUCGGAAUGAAACCCGUCACCGGCGUCAGCAGGAUAACCAUCAAAAGAGCCAAGAACAUACUGUUCGUGGUGUCCAAGCCUGACGUUUUCAAGAGCCCGACGUCGGAGACGUACGUGAUAUUCGGCGAGGCCAAGAUAGAGGACCUGAGCUCGCAGCUGCAGGCCCAGGCCGCGCAGCAGUUCAGGAUGCAGGACCUCAGCAAGGCGAUGGCCAAGCAGGACGCGGCGGCAGCGGCGCCGGCCGACGAGGAAGAGGAGGUGGACGAGACCGGGAUAGAGCCCCGCGACAUCGACCUCGUCAUGACGCAGGCCAGCGUGUCGCGGGCAAAGGCCGUCAAGUCUCUCAAGGCGCACGACGGCGACAUCGUCAGCGCCAUCAUGGAGCUCACGGCCUAGACCACCGACCCGAGAUGUUUUCAUUUUGGGGAUUCGCAAUAAGAUGUUUUCAUUGUUCACCUUCAUUAUGGACGUUGCAUCAUGUCAGUUUCCAGAUUAGUGUCAUCUUCAUCAAGUUGUUAUUCGAAUUAUCACUUCAGUA
Molecule: messenger RNA, 931 nt
Organism: Panicum virgatum (switchgrass)
Lineage: Eukaryota; Viridiplantae; Streptophyta; Magnoliopsida; Poales; Poaceae
Product: nascent polypeptide-associated complex subunit alpha-like protein 1
Exons: 3
Coding region: 136-789 (217 amino acids)
Biological process (GO): protein targeting to membrane
Cellular component (GO): nascent polypeptide-associated complex; cytoplasm
Source: RefSeq, a predicted model, not a curated record